GGGCACAGCCCAAGAAGUUUACUUCCUGUUGUCUCCAGAAGCAGUGAGGUGUGUAUUCACUGCAGAAGAGUUUGGACUUCAGUUUGUUUCAUCCAGAGGAACAUCUGACAUAAGAAACAAAAUCAGGAAGCAGAAAUCUAUGAGAUUAUGGAGGCGAGUUUGGAUUAUCUCCCUGAUGUGCAGAAGUUGCACAAGGAGGUCAUGAGGAAUGGUGUGACGAAGUCCACCCAGGUCAGCUCCCUUUUAGGUGGCCAGUCAAUCAAAGAUGUGAUUUUAAACAAAUGCUACAUUCCCCUUUCAGUCAGCAUAGACAAUAGAGGCUGUCUGACGAACAAUGUCAAAAAGUUGGAAAGUGUGAUUUCACAGGAGUUUGGAGCAGGCACUGAGGGUGGGAAGUUGCUCCUGUGUGGAGGACCCGGGAUGGGCAAGACCACAGCGGUGGAACAGCUCAUUUGGGACUGGGCCUCUGGAAGCCAUCUUCAGUGCUACACGUUUAUCCUGCGAUUGUGUUCGAGUGUGCUGCGUGGAUCUGAACAGAGUCUGCAUAGCACGCUUCUCAGCACACACAUGCAUAUCUCUGAUGAGCAUCUUGAGAUAAUCUUGAAGACGCCUCACACAAUACUUUUAGUGUUAGACGACGUCCAGAACCUUCUAUCUAAUUCUCCUGAAUCCGGUAAGCUGGUGUGUGACCCACGUCAGCCAGCAGGGGGUACCAUGUUGGUGCGCAGUUUACUAGAGGGGUCUUUGCUGCCCGGUGUGUCGUUACUGCUCACCUCCAGAGAAGCUGUCAAGCUGGAAUCUGUGCGUUUUGCUCACCUGAUGGGUUUCUCCAGCUCCCAAAGGAAAGCAUUCUUCCAACGCUUCUUUGACAACAAGGAAAAAGGAGAGCAGAUUCUCCAUCACUGCGAGCAAGCUGUGGGCGUGGAGGAGAUUUGUGCUUGUCCUGGAUUUUGCUGGACACUGUGCUGUGUGUGCAAAGAGCGACUGGAGCAUCAAAAUUGUGUCCCGGAGACACUGAGCGAGCUCCACUGCAUGAUCACACACUCUCUACUGCAGGAGCAUAAGGUGAGCGUGGAGACAGCAAAGGAGCUGAUUUACGGUUUGGGGAAACUCGCAGAACAGUGCACAUCUGUCACCUGCACACACUCUGACAUCAUCAAAUGUGACCUUCAACCCUUCCUGGGCUCCCAGAUCCUGUCUGCUAUCCUGCGCCUCAACGCUGAUGAUGCCACUUCCCCUGAUGCUACGUUCUCCUUCCCGUCUCCGACAUUCAAAGACUUCUUAAGGGCGGCCUCCUUUUACCUUGACCAUGAUGAUGGCAAGAUCCUAGAAAGUCCCCUGGAAAUCCACAACUACCAUUUUUUUCUUGCUGGGCUUUCAGACCCUAUGCAGAGGAAGCUUCUGGAAGCCUCCACAGGCCGCUUCGGCAGCGGCCGUCUCUCCGAGUUCCACCGCUGGCUCAUGAGUACGGUUGCAGAAGUGCUACCAGGCAUAGACAAGAUAAAUCACUGGCAUGUUUUGCGUAUCCUCUACCACACACUCAGCCCCACACUGGUCAGGGAGAGCGUGCGCUCGUGCGAGUGGAGGAUGCGCAGCUAUGAUGGCAUGCAGGAAGCAGACUGUGCAGCGCUGGCGUUUGUGGUGCGAUGUUUAGGAGAACUGCAGUACCUGAACCUGUACAGGAGCUCCCUGACAGAGGAGCAGGCAGAGAAGCUCAUGACUGUCUUCCGCUUGGCCAAAACCAUCGACUUGACUCAAAGUACAGUGAGUGUGGGUGUGAUCAGACAUUUUGCUCGGGCGCUGAAAGACGGACGAGCCACCGAUGUCAACCUGACCCACUGCAAACUGGGAGACGAAGCAAUAAAGAUCCUGUGUUCCUCCAUCCCACACUCCAGCCUGCAUACACUCAACCUGUGGGACUGCCGCCUGACACCGGCGUGUAGUGAAGCGCUCGCUGAGAUGUUGUCCACUUCUAAGCUGUGUGUGUUGAACCUGGGAGCUAACGAGAUAAACGAUGAAGGACUCAAUCGACUCAUCGGUGCACUCGGGACGUCCACGUGCACGCUGCAGGAUCUUUGGUUCUCUCUCUCUUUUUUUUUUUUUACAUGCACACAAUCACAAAUAAGCUGUCAUUUUUAUUUACAAUUUUCUGUUUGGUUUUUUUUUUUCCACAUGUACAUUAAGUCAGGUUGUCUGUCCCUGUGUGUGUGUGUGUGUGUGUGUGUGCUUGCAUUCUACAGUUUGGAUCUCUGUCCUUUGACUGGAUCAUGCUUGGCUGCACUGUCGUCUGCCCUGACAUCUUCUCUCUCUGAGCUGAGGAAACUGGUCCUGAGUAGGAACAGCCUGGAUGAUGACACUCUGGAACAUCUCUCACAAGCGCUACAAAGUGGCCGCUGCAAACUCAAGAAUCUGAGUUUAUAUUCUUGUGAGCUGACCGGUUCCUGCUGCCCGUCCCUAGCAGCCGCACUUCAGUCAGAACACUGCUCUCUGACCAAGCUGGACCUAUCCGUGAACCCGCUCGACGAAUCAAACGCGCUCCUCAUCUGUGAUGCCCUGAAAUCCCCCAAUUGUUCACUGGAGAAGUUAGGUAUGAAUGCGUGUGAGCUGACGGAGCCGGUGUUCAGCGCACUGGGCAGUGUGUUGAUGUGUGGAGCGUCCAGGCUGAAGAAACUUCUCAUCGGAAUAAACAGAGUAGGGGACGCUGCAGUCAAACACAUCUGGAAGGCCCUGAAACACCCUCACUGCCAGCUGCAACAUCUCGAUCUUGAGAUGGUGGCUCUGACGGAUGCCAGUGUCAACGAGCUGUGUGAAGCCGUCAUGGCUUGUGGCUCCUUAACGAGCCUGAUUCUGAAGAACAACAACCUCACUGACAUUUCUGUUCCCCGAUUGGUCAAGCUCGUUCAAGACCGUCCAGGCUUGGAACUGAAUGUGCAGUAUAAUGACUUCAGCGAGGAUGUAUUUGAGCUGAUGGACGCCUACGAAACAAUACAAUAUUAACACAACAUGUGCUUUCACGCAGCAAGAAGAAGCUUAUAGACUGAAAAGUGGUUGAAUAUACGUGUGUUAUUAAUGCCUCAUUUACUGGGAAUUCAGUACUAAUGCACUCUGUGUGGUUUAAUGUGUCCACUAAACCAGAGGCAGGUUUACUGAUUUUGGCAUAAAAAUGGGUAAGGGCUGUCUGUAUGAUACGAAACAUAAGUGUAUUUAAAAACUAAGCACAGUAUUCUCAGUGUAUUACAUUGCGUUAUACACCAUUACAUUUGAUCAUAUAAUAGUUGCUUGCUAAGAACCGAAGUGAAUUUGUUUAUUAGCGGGCUAUAAUGUGUGUUUUUUUUUUUUUUUUUUAUUAGAGACCCUAUGCUGUCUACACUCAUGCGAAAGUUCCCUAAAGUUCUUAUUUGUAUUAGCAUUACUUUGUCUUUCUGUGUUUUACAAAAUAAGUAUGAACUCUA
This is a messenger RNA of Pangasianodon hypophthalmus (striped catfish), 3452 nucleotides long. Its product is annotated as NACHT, LRR and PYD domains-containing protein 3. The record is from RefSeq and is a predicted model, not a curated record. Gene Ontology annotation, molecular function: ATP hydrolysis activity. NCBI's taxonomy places the organism in Eukaryota, Metazoa, Chordata, Actinopteri, Siluriformes, Pangasiidae. Bases 148 to 2997 code for a protein of 949 amino acids. Gene Ontology annotation, cellular component: cytoplasm. The transcript is spliced from 8 exons. Gene Ontology annotation, biological process: positive regulation of inflammatory response.